AUGUUUAUUACCAUCAAUCACAACCUCCAAACCCUUGCUUGUUGUCAUUAUGGCAAUAUAGAUAUCUCUGUAUCUCUACCUAAUCUCAAGACUUUGGAGCAAACAAUUCAUGCCUACAACUUCAUGGAUACUCUCAUUCAAAUUCUCACACGUCUUCCGGAUCUGGAGUCCCUCCAUUUGAUCAUUCCAAAGGAUGCUUGUGUGUUGAAAUACUGGAAGCUAGAUGAUGCUGAAACGAUGAGAGUCUUGACUCAUCAUCUGAAAAAGGUUAAAUUUCUUGAAUUUGAUGAAGAAAAGCCGAAACUAGAUUUAGCAUGUGCCUUAUUGGAGCAUGGACAUGCAUUAGAGGAAAUGGUUUUCAAUUGGGGUGAUGAAACUAGUAUCUAUUUAAUAAGUAACAGAGUGAUGAAGGAAUCCAAGCUAGCAAAUGCAUCAGAAGGCGAAUCAGAUGGGGUUGAUAUGAUCAGUAAGUUGCCGGAUGAUAUUCUUGAAUUGAUUCUUUCACGUAUUCCAAGUACCGAAGAAUUAACACGAACCAGCAUUCUGUCGAGACGAUGGAGUUUUCGUUUAUGGUGUGCGAGUUGCUACAAUAUGUCGACCAUAAGGCGAUGGAUUCAUGCCGCUGUUGUGAGAAAAGUCAAACUACUUGACAUGUUGUUUCGCCCAAUAGAUGAUUCUGUGGAUAUUGAGAUGCCCGAUUGUCUGGUGGCUUGCGCUUCGCUUGAGGUAUUAAGGUUGCAUCUGAUGAGAGGUCCUCUAAGUGUGCCCAAAUUUACAGGGUUUUCGGCACUUAGGGUUCUUGAGCUGAACGAUGUUGAUUUGUUGAAGAAUGAUUUGGUAAAAUAUUUUCUCGAAAGCUGCCCAUUGCUUGAGGAUUUGAGUUUGAUAGACUGCCCUGCCUAUUCUCUUGUUAUUUCAUCUCCGAUGCUCAAGAAUCUGAGAAUUGAUACCCAAGAACUAGUUGAUGAUGAUGGGUACAGUGAGGAGGGAUUAGAUAUAGAUUGGGCCAUGUGUCUAAGCCUUGAGAUUUCUUGCCCAAAACUGGUGUGUUUAACGUUAACGGGUUAUGUAGCUACCGAGUUUCUCUUUAACAAUCUAUGUUCAUUGAAGAAAGCUGUGAUUUACGCUGAAGAAUUGUUUGAAGUUGAGGAACCCAUUUAUGAUUUGUUUUAUGACAUGCGUCAUGUGGAAUCUUUGUCGAUCAGCCUUCGCUCUGUUGAACAGAUGGGCUUUAGAGAUGAAGAUGACCCUAUAUCUCUACCUAAUCUCAAGACGUUGGAGCUUACAGUUGAUGCCCUACAUGUACUCAUCCGAUUUCUCACCUGUCUUCCAGAUCUGGAGUAUCUUCAUUUGGUUUUUCCAAAGAAUGUUUAUGGAUUGGACAAGUGGAAUCAAGAUGAAGCCACACCUGAAACUAUGAGCAUCUUGACUCGUCAUCUGAAAAAGGUGGAAUUUCUUGAAUUCCAAGAAAAUAAGCCUGAACUAAAUUUAGCCCGAUCCUUAUUGGAGCAUGGAAAGGAAUUGGAGGAAAUGGUUUUCAGUUGGAGUGAUGAAGCCAAGUUCCAUGAGAGGUCAAUGGAGACUAUGAAUCAAGUCUCAGAAUUUCACAAGGCUUCUUCAGCUGUCAAACUUACAGGUUUCGCCGCAGUUGCAUGCUCAGAUUGGCGGGAAACAAACGAAAUCGUUAAACAGAAAUCACUAAAGUAA
Messenger RNA from Lactuca saligna, 1707 nucleotides. NCBI's taxonomy places the organism in Eukaryota, Viridiplantae, Streptophyta, Magnoliopsida, Asterales, Asteraceae. The record is from the annotation of a GenBank genome assembly.